AUGGAGACGGACGGAGGACGCCUGGGCUUUAGAGGUAAGAUGUGUGUGACCUGUGCGCCUGUGUAUUCUUUUUUUUGUUUGUUUGUUUGUUUGUCCCCGCUCCUCGUGUUCGGCCUCUGAGCCGCCGCGAGUCGACGGAGAGGAGCAGGAAAGUGCGCUCUACACCCCCCCUUCCCCGGGGGGCGUCGGGCCCAGCGCCCUCUGCAAGACAGGCCAUCCCGCGGGGGACGGUCGCGUCGUCUCUCAUCCUACGCGUCCGUUCUUCUCGUCAGCUGAGCCGGCGCCGGCACGGCGACGAAGAGGACGGACCCGUGGUUCUGAGACGACGCGUCCCCCGCUCCGGGGUUCGGCCGCUGAGACGACGCGCAGCACGUCGACGGAGAGGAGCAGGAAAGUGCGCUCGAGACGACGCGUCCCCCGCUCCGGGGUUCGGCCGCUGAGACGACGCGCAGCACGUCGACGGAGAGGAGCAGGAAAGUGCGCUGAGACGACGCGUCCCCCGCUCCGGGGUUCGGCCGCUGAGACGACGCGCAGCACGUCGACGGAGAGGAGCAGGAAAGUGCGCUCGAGACGACGCGUCCCCCGCUCCGGGGUUCGGCCGCUGAGACGACGCGCCGCACGUCGACGGAGAGGAGCAGGAAAGUGCGCUCUACCCCCCCCUUCCCCGGGGGCGUCGGGCCCAGCGCCCUCUGCAAGACAGGCCAUCCCGCGGGGGACGGUCGCGUCGUCUCUCAUCCUACGCGUCCGUUCUUCUCGUCAGCUGAGCCGGCGCCGGCACGGCGACGAAGAGGACGGACCCGUGGUUCUGAGACGACGCGUCCCCCGCUCCGGGGUUCGGCCGCUGAGACGACGCGCAGCACGUCGACGGAGAGGAGCAGGAAAGUGCGCUCGAGACGACGCGUCCCCCGCUCCGGGGUUCGGCCGCUGA
This is a messenger RNA of Xyrichtys novacula (pearly razorfish), 928 nucleotides long. The record is from the annotation of a GenBank genome assembly. NCBI's taxonomy places the organism in Eukaryota, Metazoa, Chordata, Actinopteri, Labriformes, Labridae.